Messenger RNA from Acanthisitta chloris (rifleman), 474 nucleotides. It is a transcript of the gene NHERF1, whose product is annotated as solute carrier family 9, subfamily A (NHE3, cation proton antiporter 3), member 3 regulator 1. Gene Ontology annotation, cellular component: apical plasma membrane. The record is from RefSeq and is a predicted model, not a curated record. The coding region runs from base 1 to 474 and encodes 157 amino acids. Gene Ontology annotation, biological process: protein localization to plasma membrane. The transcript has 4 exons. Gene Ontology annotation, molecular function: protein-membrane adaptor activity; signaling receptor binding. Lineage: Eukaryota; Metazoa; Chordata; Aves; Passeriformes; Acanthisittidae.
AUGCCAUGCCCGCAGGUGAAUGGUGUGUGCAUGGAGGGCAAGCAGCACAGUGAUGUGGUGGCAGCCAUCAAGGCAAGCGGUGAUGAGACCAGGCUGCUGGUGGUGGACGUCCUCACGGAUGAGUUCUUCAAGAAGUGCAAGGUGGUGCCCUCAGAGCAGCACCUGACAGGUCCCUUGCCAGAACCAGUUGCCAAUGGUGAAAUAGGGAAGGAAAACGGUGGAGCGCCACGGUCCAACUCUGUGUCUGAGAGCUCAUCCAGCCCUGUGCCACUGGCUGUGUCCCCCAACUCCAGUGAGACCCACAGCGAGCCCCCCACGCCGGAGGGUGACAAGCGCCAUUCAGCAUCCGACUCCCUCCUGGACCUCGACAUCCCUCUGGCCGUGGCCAAGGAGCGAGCGCACCAGAAACGCACCAGCAAGAGGGCACCCCAGAUGGACUGGAGCAAGAAAAAUGAACUGUUCAGCAACCUGUGA